Molecule: messenger RNA, 1240 nt
Organism: Eucalyptus grandis
Lineage: Eukaryota; Viridiplantae; Streptophyta; Magnoliopsida; Myrtales; Myrtaceae
Exons: 4
Coding region: 435-968 (177 amino acids)
Source: RefSeq, a predicted model, not a curated record
GCGCAAACCGAGUCAAAAGAAAGAAAGAAAGAAGCUCGGCGUCGCGGCGGCGGAGACGAGACAGCAGCGUCGUCUUCUCCGGCGAGGGGAAAAAACCGCAGCGCACGCGAGCGUCGGCCGCAAUCGGUACUUCCGGCGAUGGCCGGACGCAAUUAUCUGCCGCCGCAGAACGCCGCCAAGCUCCGCCACUCCUCGACGACCCCCGCCUCCCCUCCCGCCCCCAGCUGGCGGCGCUCGAGGACCGCGCCGCCGCCCAGCGCCGCGAGAUCCAGUCCCUCCUCGGCGAGAACCAGCGGCUGCACGCCACCCACGUGGCCCUCGAGCAGGAGCUCUCCCACUCCCGCCAGGAGCUCCGCCGCCUCUCGUCCGCCGCCGCCGAGGUCAAGGCCCGGAGGGACGCCGAGGUCCGGGAGGUCUACGAGAGGUCCUUGAAGAUGGAGGCCGAGGUGCGCGAGAUCAACUCCAUGGCCGACGAGCUGGAACGGGUGAGCCGCGACGCGCUGGAGCUCGGCGCCGAGCGGAAGGAGCUCGCCGUGCAGCUGCGGUGCCUCGACGAGGAUGUCCUCCGGGCCGCGGCUGAGUCGGAGCAGGUACCCCUGGUCAAGUCCGAGAUCGAGGCCAUGCGUGAAGAGAUUCAGAGAGGAAGAGCUGCUCUUGAACGUGAGAAGCAGACACAAGUUAGCAAUCUGGAGCAAGCCAAGGUGAUGGAGAAACAUAUGUUAUCUUUGAAGCACGAAAUUGAAAAGCUGCAUGUUGAACUUGCUAAUGCAGAGAGAAGAUCAAGAGGGGCAGCAGCAGCAGCAAAUCUAAAUCCUGGAUAUGCUCAGAACUAUAGUUCGCCCGAGAUAGGAUUUGGAGGAAGUACUUACCCCAACACUUACGAAAUGCAUCAGGGUCAUGUCAACCCUGGAGGAGGUGACCAAUAUGGGCCUGGAAUCAUGCUGCAAGAAGGACAUGCACAUAGAUGAGAUCCCUGCGAUGAUGUGGAGAAAUCAGGAUUCUCGAAAUAUGUGAAAAUAAUUGGGUCGAUUCCUGAAAAGGAAUGUGUCGAUUUUUUUGCUCCCACAAAAACUGAUCGAGCUCUGCAAAUUUUCUGCGACUUCUUCCUUGUAUAUCCAUGUGCACUUCAUUUCACAGCCUCGUUCUUCCUAGAGGUGAAGGGCAUGCAGCUUAGGGUGCGCAUGAGAACAUUUCUUGGCUGGGGAACAAUUUCUUUUCAGAAAUAGUUCUUUUCUAUUUC